Molecule: messenger RNA, 861 nt
Organism: Babesia ovata
Lineage: Eukaryota; Apicomplexa; Aconoidasida; Piroplasmida; Babesiidae
Product: methionine aminopeptidase
Exons: 6
Coding region: 1-861 (286 amino acids)
Biological process (GO): proteolysis
Molecular function (GO): metalloaminopeptidase activity
Source: RefSeq, a predicted model, not a curated record
AUGGUGAUACAGGUCGAACCUCCAGCCGCAACCGUGCCCAGUGAUAAGUGGGAUAUAAGCUUAGAUCCUCAGCUAAGACGAUUCCGAAACUUUCGAUUCACUGGUGAUUUACGUCCAUGGCCGACAACUCCUCAAAAGACUGUUCCUUCCCAUAUAGCAUGCCCGGAUUAUGCAGAUGAUGGUAACCCCAAAUCGGAAUCUGAUCUAAAGAGCGCCGGAACAAUACGAACUAAUAGUCCGGAGGAAAUAAAGUUGAUAAGGAAAGCAUGUGUAUUGGGACGGAAGGCCUUGGAUUACGCUGCUAGUUUGAUAGCUCCCGGGGUAACGACUGAUGAGAUUGACACGAAGGUGCACGAUUACAUCGUGAAACACAACGGAUAUCCGUCGCCUCUAAACUACUACGGGUUUCCAAAGUCUAUAUGCACGUCCGUCAACGAGGUUGUAUGCCAUGGCAUACCUGACUCAAGGCCAUUGAAGGAUGGUGAUAUCAUAAACAUUGACAUUUCUGUGUACCUAAAUGGGGUACACAGCGAUUUGAAUGAGACCUAUUUCGUCGGUGAAGUGGAUGAGGACUCUCGGCGCUUGGUUACUGGAGCCUACGUGGCAUUGAUGGACACCAUCAAACAAUGUAAACCGGGGAUGUAUUAUCGCGAGAUAGGAAACUUGAUAAACCAAAUAGCCGAUGAUUACAAGCUUUCUGUCGUAAGGUCUUACUGUGGCCACGGCGUGGGUGUAGAGUUCCACUCCCUGCCUAACAUCCCACAUUAUCGCAAGAAUAAGGCGAUUGGUAUACUACGACCCGGACACGUUUUCACCAUCGAGCCCAUGUUGAACCUAGGCAGGUGCCCUAUACAUCGUUAA